UGAACUUGACCCGGAAACACUUAACGGUCUAGUCACGAUAUCCUGCGUGCUUCCGGGGUUUAUAGUACAGCAAAGUUUGUGGUGUUUUUGUAUUUUUGUCCAGCUUAAAGGAAGCAAUGAACCGAAAAGAAGAAUAUGAUUCUUACGAGAUUGAGGAAGCAAGUGAUGAAGAGAGAGCAUGUAGCAGUUCUGAGGAUGAGCUGGACAUUCUUCUUAACGGAACCCCGGAUCAGAAGAAGAAGCUCAUCCGAGAGUACCUGACCGGGGAAAGUGAGUCGUCCAGUGGGGAUGAGUUUGAGAAAGAGAUGGAGGCAGAACUAAGCAGCACCAUUAAAUCUAUGGAGUGCAACUGGACGACUCCUUCUACUCAAGGUGAGACCUCUCAGGUUAGCGGUAAUACACAAAGCACAGACAGGACACGGCAGCCUCAACAAUAUGACAGCAUUUACUUUGACACGGAUUCUGAUGAAGACAGCCAAGCUGGUGUCUCCCAGAUCCAGCGAAGAAAGCAGCGCAGAGUACUUACAAAUGACGAGUUAUUAUAUGACCCAGAUGAAGAUGAUCGGGAUCAGGCUUGGGUAGACGCCAAGAGAAAAGAAUACAGGGACAGGAGCCGGAGACGACCAGCGUCAUCUGCACAGAGAAGAAACCAAUCUCAGGCUCUUCCAAGCAGUGAUGCCAUCCUCAACUGUCCUGCGUGUAUGACCACACUAUGUCUGGACUGUCAGAGACACGAGAAAUACAGGACGCAGUACAGAGCCAUGUUUGUGAUGAACUGUACAGUGAAUAAGGAUGAAGUGCUGAGGUAUAAAGCAGCAAAACAGAAGAAGCAGCGCAGGAAGAAGAGUCGUCAGGACCACAUGGCCACAUCAGCAGAGGCUAAGCCUGAGGCAGAAGCAGAAGCAGGUCUGACUGACUCCAGAUUAAGUGGGAUGGAUGAAGAAGAGGUCUAUCACCCAGUCACGUGUACAGAGUGUUCGACUGAAGUGGCUGUCUAUGAUAAAGAUGAGGUCUACCACUUCUUCAACAUUCUUGCAAGCCACUGCUGAUGAGAUACAAAGGACUCCAACACUGAGUGAAGAAUCCAAGCAGCUCCUGCUUGUUAAUGAAACACAGUUAAGAAGAAGGGUGUUCUGAAAAAGGAUUUAAUGUCUUUGAAAUGUGUACUCAUGCACAAUGAUGUAAAAUAUCUGUAAAAAUAUUCUCAUUUUGUUUCCCAUGUUUUAAAAAUGUCAUGCUUUUUUUUUUUUUUUUUUUUUAACUGGAAUGAUGCAGGACAGACAUUUGAUAUUUCCUAAACUUAAGUAUAAAGUGGUAUUACUAGCUCAUCGAUGGUUCAAGCAUGUUUAUUUCUUGUAUAAUUUGAAUAAAUCUUUUUUGAGUCUGUUGUUUUAAAUGCUUCUUUUUUUCCCCUCUUUCUUCACAGUGGUCUAAUGACAAUAGGAUGAAUAUAUUCUGGAACCUUAGAUUUCUGGAAUAGCAACUUAAUGUCUGCCUCAGUUUAGGACACAUUUGAUUUAAAUAUGUUAUUUCCAUUAUAUCUGUUGGUCAUUUGUUAUUCAUUUAACAGAGGAUUGUACUGCGUCACAGAUUUCUCCUGACAAGGACAUUUUUCUGGUAGAGUUAUUAGGUAUGACAAUGUGUCCUACUCUGAUCUUACUCCUAUUUAACACAAUAUUAGUAUAUGCACUAUGUAUUAGUAUUAUGAAUAUUGAUUACUAGUAAUGCCUGAUUGUUACUAUACACUAAUUACUGUUGUCAUAUUGUGCCCAGAUAGAAGACAGUAUAACCAGUAUAGAAUAUUUACCUACAACACAUGAUACCCACUGUCCACUUGGACUGAAAUUCUACACUCACUGAGCACUUUAUUAGGAACACGACACUAAUACUGGCUCGGGCCUCCUUUUGCACAUUUCUUGUUAAGACAAUGAUUGCCAAAACCUACAGUAGAAGCUAUUUAUACAAGUCUUUUUUCAUUUUGCUUUUUAUACACAAAUUCACCAGCUAUGUUUCCCCAAGCCUAUGAUUCACACAGCCCCACGACAGCCCUAUCAGCUCAUCUCUACGUCACUAAGAUUUCCACCAAUCAGCUCUCUUUACAGAAACCGGAAGGGAGCGGAGGCGUCAAGACGAACAAGACAAGCUAACAACAUGGCGUUGGGAGAUGCUUGGAAACAAAUAUCUUGGUUUUACUACCAGUAUCUUCUUGUCACUGCACUGUACAUGUUGGAGCCUUGGGAGCGAACCGUCUUCAAUUCUCUCCUGAUAUCUGUAGCAGCCAUGGCGGUAUACACUGGCUUCGUGUUUAUGCCGCAGCACAUCAUGGCCAUUUUACACUACUUCGAAGUGAUCCAAUGACCAGCUCUCCAACCCUUCAGGCUGCCACGUGGUUUCCCCUGGUGGUUUGAAACAGUUCUCCUGUAAGGCCUUUUUCUCUUUGCCUUUGCCUACUGGAAUCACAAAGCAUUUGGUGACCUGAAACUGGGGAAUUCCGAUGACGCAGGCAGAGGAAUCAUAUAAACCAGUCCACGUCUGUGGCUAUGAGCCCUGUAUAAGUGCACAGCCUCGAAGACUCUAAGCUCAUACUGCCCUGUUAGUAAAUGGUAUAUACAUUGUAUAUAUAAUGCUGCAGUUUUUAUAAUACUACUAUUUUUUUUUUUUGCUUUGAGGGCAGUGGUUUAUUGAGAACAUUAAAUAUUUUGUGAUAAUAAAUGUGUAUAUUUCAGUGUAUACAUAUUUGUAACUGUUUUAUAAAAAUUUAUUUUGACUGGUGAUUAAAUGAUUUUGUUUGCCACAGUUGAGCAUUGUAUACACUGUAUGCAUUGUAUAGAAUUUGUUUCCUUUUUCUCGAUGACCUUCUGUGUGAGCCGAUGCAGAGUUCUGCCUGUACAGUAAAUUGAUUCAGGCUGCUAUUUUAAAACUAAACUGGAUAGUAACCCUCUGGUUCCUUCUCCAUAUUAUUAAAAAAAAACUAACCCAGUAAAAA
Pangasianodon hypophthalmus (striped catfish) is the source of this 2986-nucleotide messenger RNA. RefSeq names its product e2f-associated phosphoprotein (gene eapp). The transcript is spliced from 7 exons. NCBI's taxonomy places the organism in Eukaryota, Metazoa, Chordata, Actinopteri, Siluriformes, Pangasiidae. Gene Ontology annotation, biological process: positive regulation of cell population proliferation. Bases 117 to 1049 code for a protein of 310 amino acids. The record is from RefSeq and is a predicted model, not a curated record. Gene Ontology annotation, cellular component: nucleus.